AUGAGCGCCGUUCACGGGUCCGUGCCACAGUCGCCAGGUGCCCCCGGACCGCAGCACGCGGCACCGAGCAGCGCACCCGCCGCGGACGCGCCGUCGUGCGCCGGACAGCUGGCGUGCACGUGGGCGCACUUGGCGAAGACGUUGGUUGUUAUUUUCCCCGUGUAUGCCCUGGGCUAUCUGGAGUUCAGCUUCAGUUGGCUUUUAAUCGGACUUGCAGUGUUUUUCUUUUGGAGAAGAAACACGUCUUGUAAGAGCACGAGGAUAAACAGAGCGCUUGCGUUUUUGGAACACGAGGAGGGAACUGUCAAACACAACUUGCCAACCGACGGACUGCCGUCAUGGAUUCAUUUUCCAGAUGUGGAGAGGGUGGAGUGGAUAAACAAGACGGUGAAGCAGAUGUGGCCGUAUGUAUGCCAGUUUGUGGAGAAGAUGUUUAGGGAAAUCCUGGAACCAGCAGUGAAAGGAGCCAGCAGCCACCUCAACACCUUCUCCUUCACCAAGAUAGAACUGGGAGAUCAGCCUCUCAGGAUAAACGGGGUCAAAGUUUACACUGAGAAUGUGGACAAACGUCAGAUCAUUAUGGAUGUCCAGAUCAGUUUUGUGGCAAACACAGAAAUUGAAGUGGACAUCAAACGCUAUUACUGUAAAGCAGGGAUCAAGAGCAUCCAGCUCCACGGUGUGCUGCGGGUGGUGUUGGAGCCUUUGCUGGGGGAGAUGCCUCUGGUUGGUGCUUUCUCCAUCUUCUUCCUCAAGAAGCCGCUCCUGGACAUUGGCUGGACAGGCCUGUCUAACAUCUUGGACAUUCCAGGCCUUAACGGAUUCUCAGACAGCCUGAUUGAUGACAUCAUCCACAGCUACCUGGUGUUGCCCAACAGGGUCACCAUACCACUAGUGGGCAAUUUAGAGCUGGCACAGCUCCGGUUCCCCAUGCCAAAGGGGGUUCUGAGGAUCCAUUUUCUGGAGGCGCAGGACCUGGAGGGGAAGGACAGGUUUCUGGCCGGUCUGAUCAAAGGGAAGUCCGACCCAUACGGAGUCCUGCAGGUGGCCAACCAGAUCUUCCACACCAAGACCAUCAAGGAGUGUCUGAACCCCAAGUGGAAUGAGACCUAUGAGGCCAUUGUAUAUGAACAUUCCGGACAGCAUCUGGAGAUUGAGCUCUUUGAUGAAGACCCAGACAAAGACGACUUCUUGGGCAGUCUGUUGAUUGACCUCAGUAAACUUCACAAAGAACAGAAGGUUGAUGAGUGGUUCCAGCUUGAGGAAGUGACGAGUGGGAAACUACACCUGAGACUGGAGUGGCUCCACCUGCUCACACAUGCUGGGAAACUAGAUCAGGCAUUAUGGAACAUCAGGACCAAUGACACUCUCUCUUCUGCCCUGCUGGUUGUUCAUGUCGACUCAGCAAGGAAUCUUCCGAGUGAGCAGCUCGAUGCUGACGGAUCCAGACACGCCUACAAAGGCCUUCUGAAGUCUGGAAGGAAAGUCAACACUGAACCAAACCCCUAUGUAGAACUCACAGUGGGCCAGAAGACCUACGAGAGCAAGGUGCGCUACAGGACAUGUGACCCCUUGUGGGAGGAAGCAUUCCACUUCUUGGUCCAUAACCCCCGUACUCAGGAGCUUCAGGUGGCGGUAAAGGAUGAUAAACACAAGUGCAUGCUGGGAGGUGUGCGAGUAGCGUUGGCAGAUCUGCUAGCAGACGAGGACAUGACACAGACACAGCAGCUCCCUCUCAACAGCUCCGCCCCCAACAGCACACUCAAACUCAAGAUGGUGCUCCGGAUUCUGUGUCUUGUUAAGGAGACCUCCUCUAGCCAGCCCUCAUUGGUUCAGGUGCGGCGCUCCAGUCAGUGUGUUGCCCUGCCUCCGCCCCACGCUCAGCUCCACAGCUCCACUCCCAGCCCUCCACAGACCAGCACCACCUCCCCUGUCCCCCAGGGGAAGAGAGGCUCCGAGGCCUCCCCUGUGCGCUUAUCAGAGGUCAGCUGUAGCAGCUCCGCGUCAGGCCUGAGCAGUGUGCGGAGGGAACAGUCCCACAGAGACUCCACGCCCAGCCUGGCCUCAGACGCAUCUCUGCCCUCUGCUGGCCUGGAGCUGCAGCACAGGCUCACACAGCUACAGAACGGCUCUGCUCCCAGCCUGUGUCCUCUGGGUGAGGUGCAGCUGACCAUCAGACACAGCUGUCAGAGGAACAAGCUCAUUGUGGUUGUACACGCCUGUCGUAAUCUGAUUGCUCUGGGGAAGGAUAGCUCAGACCCCUACAUCCGCCUGUACCUGCUACCAGACAAGAGCCGGAGCGGCCGCAGGAAAUCCAGUACAGUCAAGAAGAACCUGAACCCAGUAUAUGACCAAGUGUUUGAGUUCAUCGUGUCUGUGGUUGAGCUGCACAGAAGGACUCUAGAUGUAGCUGUGAAGAAUGGAGGAGGAAUACUGUCUAAGAACAGAGGACUAUUGGGCAAGGUUCUUGUGGACCUGACACAUGAAGACAUCUCCAGAGGAUGGACUCAGUGGUAUGGUCUGACCGCAGAUGGAGGCUCUCGGACUGUGUAGCAGGUGGUGCUUGUUAAUGGGACUCAUAAAGAGGAAUUUAUAGUGUGUGUCAGUGUGGGACAGAGAACCCAGGAGAGAAGCAACUCUACCAAGCACAGCUUUACCAAUCAAGACUCUACCCAGCACACCUCUGCCAAUCAAGACUCUACCCAACAUGGCUGUGCCAAUCAAGACUCUACCCAGCAUGGCUCUACCAAUCAAGACACUACCGAGCACGGCUCUACCAAUCAAGACUCUACCGAACAUGGCUCUACUAAUGAAGACUCUACCCAACACAGCUCUACUAAUCAAGACUCUACCCAGCAUGGCUCUACCAAUCAAGACACUACCGAGCAUGGCUCUACCAAUCAAGACACUACCGAACAUGGCUCUACUAAUGAAGACUCUACCCAACACAGCUCUACUAAUCAAGACUCUACCCAGCACAUCUCUACCCAAUGAGGUCGCUAAAUGGCUAAUGAAAUCAGGCUUCUUCCACUGGGACCCCCCCCCCCACACACAGAGUUAUAUAGUGUCUCAAUUGCCCUCUCAAAAACAGUGUGAUUAUCACUGUCAUUGAUAUGUUUUUCUCUCUGAGAUUUGACCUGCUGUUACCAAACACCAUGACAGACAGAACAAAUCAACCACCAAACACCACACCAUGUAUAAAUCAUCAGAUAAAACACACCAAGCAGAACUCUCUCCAUUGGCUCUGUGCCUUGAUUUCAUACUUGUCAAGGUGGAGUAUGUAAAUAUAAGCACUUUUGGUUUGUGCUACUCUGUAUAAAUUCUGAGCAACAUGAAAUAUUGUUAGUUGGGUUUCUUGCUGUUGGGGAAAUGUAGCGUUGUUGGUGUAAGGCAUAAGAAAAGAGCCUUGACCAAAGAACUCCCAGAUCCUCGAGACUCUGCCCCCAUGUCCCCAUCCCUCAGGGACUGCUGGGUAUCUGGAUUGUCUCUGUCCUCUUUCUUUGGGUCUCUGCUUUGAUUGGAUUUUCUAGGGAAUGCUUGUACUAUGUUACUAUGACAACCUGUACAUCAAGAGAAUUUGUCAUUUAUAGGUUUUGUUUUAUAAUCAUACACUAGAAUACUUUAUUUUCAAAGUAUCCAUUAGUUGCUUGCUGAAUGUCAUAUUUUCUAGGGAAUGCUUGUACUAUGUUACUAUGACAACCUGUACAUCAAGAGAAUUUGUCAUUUAUAGGUUUUGUUUUAUAAUCAUACACUAGAAUACUUUAUUUUCAAAGUAUCCAUUAGUUGCUUGCUGAAUGUCAUAAAAUGACAUUGCUUGGGGUGAGGGGUUUGGUAUCAGAAGAUUCAGACAUUGUAAAGUAAGUGGUCAUCUUACAAAAAUAUAAAUAUUCUGAUUUUUUUUUUUUAAAGGUUAAACUUUAUUUGUUAAAAUCUUAAGACAUGGAUUAUUAGGAUGGAUAAUAUGGAUGCAUUUUUCUCUUGUUAAUUAGAACUGAGUAAAUUAACAUGCGGCUCCUGCUCCCUCUGCUGCUCAGCAAUGGCUGUGAGGGUCUGUCAUGAGUGUGAUGGUCUCUCAUGGCUGUGAUAGUCUCUGCAGGGCUUGUUGUGGUGUGAAGGGUUUGCAGUGUUUUCAGCAUUUCACUGAUGUGUGUCCAUCUUCUGUGAGGUCAGAGGGUGAAGUUUCUCCUCUGAGUUCUCGCUCUCAUGCGCUGAGGUCCUGCCUGGAGUUGUCAUUUUCAGCUGCAGUUCCACUGCAGAGAUGCAAAUGGAGCUCCACUGGCUGAUGGGAUAAACAACACAUCCUCAAACAUAAUAAAGAUUCUCCCACAA
Molecule: messenger RNA, 4326 nt
Organism: Electrophorus electricus (electric eel)
Lineage: Eukaryota; Metazoa; Chordata; Actinopteri; Gymnotiformes; Gymnotidae
Gene: esyt2b
Product: extended synaptotagmin-like protein 2b
Biological process (GO): lipid transport
Cellular component (GO): endoplasmic reticulum membrane
Molecular function (GO): calcium ion binding; phosphatidylcholine binding; phosphatidylethanolamine binding
Source: RefSeq, a predicted model, not a curated record